AUGUGGUCAAAAUUUCAUAUUCUCGUAUUCUAUGGCCAGUCAGUGGGCAUUGUGGUCCUUGCCAUUGUAAAUCCAUCGAAUGAUUCAGCUAAUAUGGUUAUCUAUAUGCUGCCAGCCAAAGAUAUUGGUCCCGAGACCUGGCUGGCUGGAGUCGAUUGUCUAGAUAGCUUCGCUCAGAUCUUCUUCUAUCGCAAUCCUCAGGAACGCUUUACACGUGCCUACAAUCUAAUGCUAACGAAUGCCUUCAAUAUGUCCUCGCCAGCUGCAGAGAUUCAGGCAGGAUUCAGCAAACGCAUCAACGAGGCAGUCACCGAUACCAAGGAACCUUUGCGACAAGAGUUCUUUCAACUGCGUGUCGUCUCCGAUCAUAUGAUUUACGAGAGAGCCAAAUAUUUCGGUGAGCUACUCCUUUCGGAUAACUAUGUGAUUGUGGUCGAUAGUGUGGAUCGCUUAAAGCUGAUAAUGCGGGACUAUGUGAGUCGUAUGCGUUCAUGGAAUCCUGGAGCACGUUUCCUGGUGCUAUUUCACAAUGCCCAGAUGCGUGAUAGACCCUGGCGUGUGGCUUCUCAGAUCUUCAAUGACCUCAUGCAUAAAUUCUAUGUGCAUCGCGUGGCCUUAAUUUAUGCCAACUCAUCGACCGAUUACAAUCUUCUGGUGAAUGACUACUAUAGCAAUGUGGAUUGCCGCAUUCUAAAUGUCCAGAGUGUGGGACAAUGUCACAAUGGUUCCCUCUAUCCCAAUCCAGGAGCAGUGCAUGCCUCCAUGUCGGACUAUCUGUAUGGGUUCAGUCCCAGAAAUUGCACUUUCGAAGUGUGCGCCUCAAUAAUGGCUCCUUUUGUGGAAUCGGAUUGUGUGCUCGGCAUUGAAAUGAGGAUAUUGGGCUUUAUGCGUAAUCGUUUGAAUUUUCAGACAAAUGUUAAUUGCACUGAUGAUAAUCGCGGUGACUUGGAUGAUAAUGGUGAAUGGAAUGGCCUGUUGGGAAAAUUAAAUGAAAAUGAAUGCGAUUUCAUUAUUGGAGGCUUCUAUCCGGACAAUGAAGUGGCCGAAAACUUUUGGGGCUCUGAUUGUUAUCUCCAAGAUGCCUAUACCUGGUAUAUAAAGAAAGCUGAUGUUCGUCCUGCCUGGCAAGCAAUGCUGGGCAUAUUCGAAAAAGAUACCUGGAUUUGUUUCAUCAUAGUCUUGUGGAUAAGUUGGUGGUUUUGGUUUGUUUUAGUGAAACUGCUGCCCGAACCGAUUUACUAUCAACAAUUGAGUUUGACUGCCAUUAAUGCCCUGGCAGUGUCCAUUUCGGUGGCAGUUCAAGAGCGUCCGAUAUGUGUGGCUACCCGAAUGUUUUUCUUAACCUUAACCAUCUACAGUAUAAACGUGGUGGCCACCUAUACAUCCAAAAUGAUAGCCACUUUUCAGGAUCCUGGCCUUCUCCAUCAACUAGAUGAGUUGCAUGAGGUGGUGGCUGCUGGGAUACCAUUUGGUGGACACGAGGAGUCACGAGAUUGGUUUGAGAAUGAGGAUGAUAUGUGGAUAUUUAAUGGCUACAACAUUUCGGAUGACUUUAGUCCCUCGCCAACGAACAUGUUGGCCGUUGAGAAGGGCAAACGUUGCAUUUUGAGUAAUCGCAUGUUCAUUAUGCAGAAUCGUCAUGCCGAUGAGGUCUAUGCCUUUCCCCACAAUGUCUUCACCAGCUCCAUACAGAUGAUAAUGAAGGCUGGAUUCCCAUUUAUCUACGAGAUGAAUAUGAUUAUUCGAUAUAUGCGAGAUGUGGGCAUAUUUCAAAAAAUUGAUGCCGAUUUCCAAUAUAAUAAUACAUAUUUAAAUCGCAUUUCAAAAAUGAGGCCAGAAUUUGCAUCGAAUGCAAUUGUCCUGACCACAGAGCAUUUGAAGGGACCCUUCUUCAUACUUAUAGUGGGUGUUAUAUUCGCCUCCUUGACAUUUCUAGGUGAGCUAAUGAUCUUUAGAAAUUGCUUUUGCAAGAGAAGGAGGGAACACUGGGACGAGAAGCCAGAACAGGAACAGCGCAAAAGGUAUAGGAAGAGGAAAAAUAAGUGGGAACGUCAGGUUCAUGCGGCUCCAGCCAUACGAUUUACUCCUGUCAAACGUCGCAAAGUCCUUUAGAGAAGUAAAACUAGAGAUGAGCUAGCAGAAGUCGAAAGUUAAACUCUUAUUGAAGGUAAAUGUGCAAAAGCUAAUGACAUUGAGAGAAAAGUCUGUUCCUCUUUUCAAGUCAGUUUAAAUAUUUCUUCUGAAUUAUUGUA
Messenger RNA from Drosophila willistoni, 2252 nucleotides. RefSeq lists its product as uncharacterized. The transcript has 2 exons. Lineage: Eukaryota; Metazoa; Arthropoda; Insecta; Diptera; Drosophilidae. The record is from RefSeq and is a predicted model, not a curated record. Bases 1 to 2112 code for a protein of 703 amino acids.